CUGGGAACUGGAAGGGGGGGGGGGACGCGCGAACGCGCAGCGCGAGCCCGCGUCCAAGCAGUCCCAAGUUCGGCCAUCGAAGAUCAACAAGUCGCCCACCUGCGGACCAGAAGGACUCAUGACGGCCCGCGGCCUCAGCUACGUGCGCGCGGCGCUCCGGACCGGCCUCGGCGGCCGGCUGCAGGUCAAAGCGUGUGCUCCGGCCUCUUGUCGACGGAAGUCCUCGCACACCGUGAGAAACGCAGACACGACAUUCUGGUCUCGGGCCACGUCGGCCUCUCGUCGCCAUCCCUCACUAACGUCCCUCCUUUGGUCUCCUCCGCCACAAAACCGUCUCUGCUCCGUCUGGACUCACCAGAUGAUCCCUCCGCCGGCGCAAUACGGAGGCAGGCACACCGUCACGCUGAUUCCCGGAGACGGCAUCGGGCCCGAGCUGCUCAACCACGUGCGGGAGCUGUUUCGGUUCUGUUGCGUCCCGGUGGACUUUGAGGUCGUCAACGUAGACUCGUCCGCGGCCUCGGAGGAUGACAUCAACAACGCCAUCAUGGCGAUCAGGCGCAACGGAGUCGCACUCAAAGGGAAUCUUGAGACCAACCACAAUUUACCCCCCUCCUACAAAUCCAGAAACAACCUGCUACGAACCACUUUGGAUCUGUACGCCAACGUGAUGCACUGCAAGUCUCUGCCCGGUGUGCCGAGCCGACAUCACGACGUCGACAUCGUGAUCAUCAGGGAGAACACGGAGGGCGAGUACACCAGCCUGGAACACGAGAAUGUUCCAGGAGUGGUGGAGUGUCUGAAGAUCAUCACCAGGAGCAAGUCUUUACGCAUCGCCGACUACGCCUUCAGAACCGCCCGCGAGAAAGGUCGCAGACGGGUGACCGCCGUGCACAAGGCCAACAUCAUGAAGUUGGCCGACGGCCUCUUCCUGGAGUGCUGUCGGGAGGUCGCCGGCGGUUUCCCGGAGAUCGCCUUCGACAGCAUGAUUGUGGACAACACCACCAUGCAGCUGGUUUCCAGGCCCCAGCAGUUCGACGUGAUGGUGAUGCCCAACCUGUACGGCAACGUGGUGAGCAACAUCUGCGCCGCGCUGGUGGGCGGACCCGGCCUGGUGCCCGGAGCCAACUACGGUCGGGAUUACGCUGUGUUUGAGACGGGCACCAGGAACACGGGCCGGAGCAUCGCCAACCGCAACACCGCCAACCCCACCGCCAUGCUCCUGGCUUCCUGCCUGCUGCUGGAUCACCUCAAGCUCAGCGCGUACGCCGCCAUGAUCCGCAGGGCCGUCCUCUCCACCGUCACCGAAACCCGGCUGCACACGCAGGACCUGGGUGGGCAAGGGUCCACGUCGGAAGUGGUCCACUUCAUCAUGGAGGCCAUCCAGCGCACCGGGCCGCUCACAGUGCGCGUCUAGAACGCGUGCAAACGUUGCACGCGGCCUCGCGCAACAUUUCGGAUGCGUCCGCGUGAGCGCUGCUAGUCGCUCUUGCUAGUGUUCGUACAAAAGUCAAGUUUACUUUUAAUUCUGAAUCAUAUCUGACUGCUAUUUAAUGAUAUUUUCUGCCCAGAUGAAAAGAACAAACCCAUAGAGCAAUAAACACUCUAAGAUCUGCUUUAGUGGGCCAUUUAACGUGGUGCAGUGGGCCAAAUCUGUCCCCCGAGCUGCGAGUUUGAUACUAGCUUUAUGGUAUUAUUGUUGACGUCAGGAUUGGGAUCCAAAUAUUUGUUAAUUAAUACAUCGUACUUCACAUCAGCAGAUUGAGUUUUGAACUGAGGCACAUUUGCCGCGUUGGCAUGUUGCUGUGAACUAUUUUAACGAACUUGUAGAGUUCAAAAUAAACCCAAACACACUAUAACUUA
Syngnathoides biaculeatus (alligator pipefish) is the source of this 1860-nucleotide messenger RNA. Its product is annotated as isocitrate dehydrogenase [NAD] subunit gamma, mitochondrial-like. The transcript has 11 exons. Bases 119 to 1414 code for a protein of 431 amino acids. Gene Ontology annotation, molecular function: oxidoreductase activity, acting on the CH-OH group of donors, NAD or NADP as acceptor; NAD binding; magnesium ion binding. Gene Ontology annotation, cellular component: mitochondrion. Gene Ontology annotation, biological process: isocitrate metabolic process; tricarboxylic acid cycle. Lineage: Eukaryota; Metazoa; Chordata; Actinopteri; Syngnathiformes; Syngnathidae. The record is from RefSeq and is a predicted model, not a curated record.